CCAAACCCAAAAAUUCUCGACCGUUACUUCCUGAGCCGUUCAAAAUUAAUGCGCGCGCCCUUCUUCUUCUUCUUCUUCUCCUUCCAAACUCUCUCCUCUUCCCACCUCUCUCUUCAUAUCACCCGCUCCGCUCUCUCCCACUCCUUCACUUCGUUCCACCUCUCUCACACCCCAUUAACGCUGCGCUCUCGCUUAAGACACCUCUCUCGCGCCGGAGACCACCUCGGCCUCCUUUCUCUCUUCGCUCGCGCGCGCCGCGAACGAGCUGUGGACCCCGACAGGCCCAUUUACCUCUCCCUCCUCAAAUCCUCCGCCGCGCUCCCGUCCCUUUCCUUGCUUUCCUCUCUCUUUGCUCAUAUCCUCAAAUCCGGAUUCCAAAGUAGUAUCUUGGUGUCGACCGCCGUAGUCGACGCCUUUGCAAAGUGCUCAGAUAUCGGUUCGGCAUGUAAGGUGUUCGAUGGAAUGCCCGAGAGAGAUGUCGCUGCUUGGAAUGCGAUGCUUUCCGGGUACUCGCGUAACGGGCAUGCGGAUGCCGCGUUGGAUCUGUUUCAUGAGAUGGGUCUUUACGGCGAGAAGCCCAAUUCACUUACGCUCUCCGUUUUGCUUCAGGUUAGCAGCGGCAGUGAUGAUAAGAGGAUUGGGAGGUCCAUUCAUGGUUACGUUGUUCGGCAUUGCGAGCUUGGUGAUGUUUUCUUGGGGAAUUCCCUUCUUGUUUAUUACAAUAAGGUUGGGGAUGUUCAUGUUUCGGAGAGGCUUUUUGAUAGGAUGGGGGAAAGGAAUGUUGUAUCUUGGAAUGCUAUGAUAGCUGGGUAUACCCAAAAUGGGCUUGUUUGUGGAGCUUUAGAAGCUUUUCACUUGUUGAGGGACGGAGGAUUGAAUCCGGAUAUUGUAACCCUUGAAACCACUUUACAAGCUUGUGCUCAGUUAGGAGAGGAUGCUAUUGAUGAUGGCAAGUUGAUCCAUACUUCAAUAAUUAAGUCAGGGUGUUUUGUGGACGUUUAUGCUAUGAAUUCUCUGCUUUUGGUGUACUGCAGAUGCGGGAAGAUGGAUUCUGCACAGUCAUUGUUCGAUGAAAUGGUGGCAAGGAAUAUUGUCUCUUGGAACAUUCUUGUCGAUGGGUAUGUUCGGAUGAAAUGCCCAGAGAAAGCUCUAGAACUUAUUAGGUGCUCACGUUUAACUGAAUCGGCACUAAGUUCUGAGUUGUUGGUUAGUUCUUUGCAAGCCGUAAGGCUUUUGUGUGGGCAUGUGGAACUUGUUGAGUCUAUUCAUUGCCUUGCUAUAGCAAUGGGACUUGAUUCUGAUAAAUUUGUGGGCACCUCGCUUCUCACUGCUUACGGUGAUUGCGGCGAAAUUGGAUAUGCCCGCAAAUUCUUUGACCAUGUUCUCUGUAAAAUGCGCAAAGAAACUUUUCUCUGGAAUAUCAUGCUUUCUAUAUGUUCGCAUAAUGGAUGUUUCUCGGAGGGUUUUGAACUCUUACGCUCUAUGCAGUGCAAAGGUUGCCCUUUGGAUGCCGUUACACUUGUGAAUGGUCUAUCUAUCUGCACGCAAUCACAAAAUUUUUUAUCUGGCAAAGCCAUUCAUGGCUAUGUGUUGAGAAAUAAGUUUGAAGUGGUUACUUUUGCUACGACUUCACUGUUGGAAUUUUACAUUAGUUUGGGGCUUUUAAAUGUUGCUUGCCAUUUGUUUUCAACAAUGCAGUAUCGAAAUAUAGUGACAUGGAACACAAUGAUACAUGGUUGUCUUCAGAAUGGCUUCCCCAGAUUGACAUUGAAGCUUUUCCAUUUUAUGCAACAAAAGGAUGGUUUUGUGCCAGAUUCAACAUCUAUUGCAGGAGUUAUCGAGGCCAUUGCUCUAAGAGAACAAAAGGAAGAAAGAAAAUUUAUCCAUCAGUAUGUGCUUGAAUCAGGUUUUGUCGAUGAUGAGUUCGUUGCUAAUUCUCUAAUAGCUAUGCAUUCAAGGUUUCAUGAAUUCGAUGAGGCAAGCUCAGUAUUCAGUAAAGCUAGCAAUCAGGGAACAAUUGCAUGGAAUAAUAUGAUAGCUGGGUACUCUUAUCAUGGCCUUAUAGAAAACGCUCUAUCACUUUUUCGUCUGAUGAAGCUUAAUAAUGUGGAUGCUGAUUCAGUUACUCUUCUCACCCUCCUCCAGGCCUGUAGAAAAGUCUCUUCUUUGAGCUAUUUAAUGAGGGUUCACGCAUUCAUAUCGAAACUUGGGUUUGAAUCUGAUGUUCUUAUUGGAUCUUCUGUGGUAAAUUUGUAUGCUAAAUGUGGUGAAUUGAGAACAGCUCGUCAGUUUUUUGAUGGUAUGAACUCCAAAACAGUGGUGUCAUGGAAUUCAAUGAUCCAAGGCUAUGGUCUACAUGGAAAUGUAGAGGUAGCCGGCGAACUCUUUGUUAAAAUGCAAAAAUCUGGCUUAACCCCUACUGCGAUCACUUUUCUCAUUCUUAUUUCAGCUUGUAGCCAUGCUGGUGAUAUAGAGAAGGGCCAGCAAUUCUUUAAUCUGAUGACUAGCACUUACUCAUUGGCACUAAGUAGAGAGCAUGUUUCAUCUAUUAUUGAUCUUCUUGGGCGCAACGGAUUAGUUGAGGAGGCACAUGAAACUUUGAUGAAAAUGCCAGUGAACCUGGGGGUUCAUUCUUGGGGUGCUUUACUCUCAGCAUGUCGAGUUCAUGGUAACUUUGACGUUGGAUUUGAUGUAGCGGAAAACCUAUCUAAACUGAACAGCUUAAACUGUGGGUACCGUGUUUUACUGUCGAAUAUGCGUGCGGAGGCGGGGAGAUGGUUAGAUGCAUCUUUGAUUAGAAAUAAAUAUAUCAGUUUGACACUCCAAAAGGUGCAUGGUGUGAGCAUUGUGGAUAGUUUCUCAUGACUUGAGAAACCCACGCAACAUUAGGCCUCAUCAUUCUUAAAAUCAACGAAAAUCGGCAUGAUGAUGGACAGGUCGUCUCAUUUCUGAAAGUACCAGUAGUCCAGGAGAUUUUGAAUGACUCUAAAACCAAUAAAUGGAAGGUAAGGGACUAUUGCUAUAAAGACAGACAUAAGCUAAGGCAUGUCAUUUUUAUGCGCUUGGACUUUAUAGUAGCUGUUCUUCAGUUGCAUGGCUUUCCUCAGCAUUAUAUAGAUCUAAUUGCUUAUUUCAUAUCCCUCAGUCGCUUGCUCUAUAUUGGUCUACAAUAACUCUGGUGGUUUCUUCUCUCCAAUAAAGGAGACAAGGCAACAGUGCCCGUUCUUGUACUUGGUGUUAGCAUACUGUGUGUGUUCUUACAUAAGCCUGCAAGAUACAAACAAAUAUUCAGAUCCAAGUUUUGUGGGGAUGCAACAACUAACAAACAUUUAUAAAACAGAUGAUCUAUCAAUAGUGGACAAGCUUCUAUUGACGAAAUUACUGCUGCUUUGAAAAGAAUUAUUGAUUGGUACAGUCCUAAAGCCAGCCAUCAAGUUAAUCUGCAAAAAUCAUUAGCAAAUUUUUCAAGACUCAGCUCCUGCAGCAAAGAAACUUGAAAUCUCAUCUUUUAUUUGGACGCAGGAGAUUGAUAAAGAGGCUCAGUACUCAGGAUGUGUCCCCUUGGGAGUUGACCAAUUGUGGAUCACUGAUAUACAAGAAACAAUCAGGAAGAACAAACCUGCCAUGCCAAAGGGACAAGACAUUCGUUCGGAGAUGUGCGGUUGAUGCAAUUCCGAAAAUGAAACCGAGAAACGAGAGAUUUUAUGAAAUCUCUGAACUGGAAUCUAACUUAUAUUCUGAACAAUUGCUUUCUCUGCUUCUGUUUAGUACUAUUAGCAGUUCUUUCGGUUCUGAUAAACACUCCUUGUGUUCUUAAUAUUCAUGUUUGUUCUUUAUAUCUUGUUAUUUGUGUUUUUUUUCCUUUUCAUUCAUUACCAAAGCAAUUAGUAUAAACAAAUUUUGUAGUUGUUCUUUUCUAACACAACAACUUCCAAAGUUAAUGUGUCGAAUUGUGUAAAUGAUUUGUAAAGCAUAGUGGGAGUUAUCUCGGAUGCUGUUACUAAGUUUGGGGUUCAAAAAAUAUGGGAGGCUUGAUAGUAGCCUAGUAGGUAUAUUUUUUGGUCAAUACUUUUUUUAAAAAAAAUAUUGAGUAUAUUGACAAAUAAUUUUAGUCACAAAUUCUUUUCGCAUAGCAAAAGAAAAUUAAG
Messenger RNA from Ananas comosus (pineapple), 4148 nucleotides. RefSeq names its product pentatricopeptide repeat-containing protein At2g39620-like. The coding region runs from base 49 to 2865 and encodes 938 amino acids. Gene Ontology annotation, biological process: RNA modification. NCBI's taxonomy places the organism in Eukaryota, Viridiplantae, Streptophyta, Magnoliopsida, Poales, Bromeliaceae. Gene Ontology annotation, molecular function: protein binding; RNA binding. The record is from RefSeq and is a predicted model, not a curated record. The transcript is spliced from 4 exons.